GCAAUACCCCAGGCCCAGCUACCAAUUUCGUAUUCUCCCUUCAAAUUUACUUAUUACUUUUUGCUUUUGCUAGAGUUGCGCAGAAAGUCGCAGUUUUGAUAGGGCCGGUCGACAAUAAAGUCUUGGGUGGUAGAAAGCACCAUGGCUCCAGCCCACGGUAAAAGAGCAAGUCGAGCAUGCGACCGGUGUCGACGCCUCAAGGAGCGGUGUAAUGGAUCCGCACCCUGUGCAAGAUGUCAAAAGAGCGGCUGCGAGUGCCUCUUCACCAAAGAUGUCAAGCGGCGUGGUCGACCACGUAAGGCAAACAACAGAUUCGCCAGUUCAGAAUUGCCCGUGGAUCCAAUAUUCUUCUUUGACGUGGAGCGAAUCCGUGCUUUAGAGCGGGUUGUGCUUUUCUUCACGGGAGUUGACCAUCUCAGCAAAGAGAAUCUCCAAGAUGUCCUCGAUUCCCUUCCAAACGAGACGGAUGAGCCAUCACCUGAGCGUCCGGUUCAUCCACUGGAAAAUGAAAACGCACAGGUGGCAUCACCAACGAUUACUGACUCUGAGAAUUUCUCUCAUUCAGAAUUCUCUCAACGGCUUCAGCAGACAGUCGCCGCUAGACUCGAAGAGAGUUCGACUAUCAUGAGUUCUUCCGUGAGCACAAUAUCCACCGAAGCUUCUCCUUUGUCGCAGCUACUCUCUCAUAAUGUCGUUAUUGUUGACGUCGUAUCUUCAUUUCCAACCCUCGAUACCGCAUUGUCUCUGAUCAGCAUAUUCUUCGAGUUCGGUCAAAUGAACUACUUUUAUCUUGAUGAAGCUUCUCUACGAUCACAGCUCAUCGACUUCUUUGACUAUUCUCUUCCUUUGACCACACAGGAGGCCCCUUGGGUCUGCACUACUUUGAUGGCGUUUGCUAUUGGGGCCCAGUUUGCACAUCUGAAGAACGCAAAUCGAUCUCCAAACCAGGAUUCUCGAGUCGAAGAUGUUUUCUUAGAUGACGCUCUCGCCUUAUCAUACUAUCGCCAAGCGUCGAGAUUAAUACCAGAUGUUCUUGUGUUAGCAACACCGGAAAGUGUUCAGGCGCUGUUGUUGCUGGGUUUCUACGUUCUCCCGCUCGAUGAUGCUGGUCUCUCUUCUACCUACUUUUCCAUGGCUCUCAAGAUCGCGACACAAAACGGCAUGCACCUGAAUGAUCUCACAAAAUACACAGCACGAGAAGUUGAGGUUCGAAAGAGGAUAUGGUGGACUACUUUCAUGCUGGACAGGCGCAUAUCUGUCUUCCAUGGAAAACAUAUAACCAUCAUGCGAUCAAACCUCCCCACCUUAAUGCCAUUUGCCAGUGUUGAAAUGACCAAUUGCGGGCGGGUCGAUACGCUUCAAAAUACAACGGCUAUGGUACAUUUGACCAACAUGCUCGAAGAUUCUCGGGAUGCAAUAUUUGGAAUUUGGGAUGCAGAAGCAUCUCGACGGAGCGAAAAGACUCAGAGGGCCCUCGAGAUUCGGGACCAACUUUUCGCAUACUGGCAAGACCUACCCAACGAAACAGUUUGCAAGGAUCUUACCCCCGAUAAACCACUCUUUCGACACAAUGUUCACCUCGCCCUCACUUACCACAGCGUCCACAUAUUUAUUGGCCGAUCCUUUAUUCUACGUCGAUUGUAUAACAAGCCAAAGGAACCCAAUAAGUUGACUAAGUCAGAAGCCGACCUAGUUGAAAGUUGCAUCCAGAGCGCCGUGGCUUCGAUUGAAUUGUGCCAGAAGCUUGAGGAUGAGGUUAGGUUGUCAAGGUCCUCUUACAUCGAGUUUACUUGUUGCCAUGCGGCAGUCUCAGCCCUUGUAGCAGAGUCCAUCUCCAGCAAGACAUGUCAAUGGAAGAGUGUGACCAAACAAGGCCUUGGUUUAUUGCGAACCAUGCUAGUUGGUAUCUUUUCCCGAACAGGUGAAAGGAAGGCUCUGGAGAUACUGGAAAUGGCAGUCGAACAGCUCGUUGACAACCACGACCGAGAGACCGCGGAAAUAUCGAGCGGCAACCAGUACGAGGCGUUUCUCAAAUGGGUUGAGUUUGAGCACCAUGUCCCGAAUCGCAUGAUGUUGAGCACUAUGAGGUGUGAAGGAGUGACACCUGUAGCCGGUGUUCCUUCCCCUAGCCGAUGGGAUGUAGAAGGGCUUCUAAACUCCUCCACAGAAAGCCACAGUUGAGCUAAGGAAUUAAUAUAGAGCAGGGAUAUUGGGGGUUUAGUAAUGGAGUAUUACUAUUCGCAUACAAAACAGACUCUUUCAUG
This is a messenger RNA of Ilyonectria robusta, 2264 nucleotides long. RefSeq names its product fungal-specific transcription factor domain-containing protein. The record is from RefSeq and is a predicted model, not a curated record. Lineage: Eukaryota; Fungi; Ascomycota; Sordariomycetes; Hypocreales; Nectriaceae. Gene Ontology annotation, molecular function: zinc ion binding; DNA binding; DNA-binding transcription factor activity, RNA polymerase II-specific. The coding region runs from base 142 to 2181 and encodes 679 amino acids. Gene Ontology annotation, biological process: DNA-templated transcription; regulation of DNA-templated transcription. The transcript is spliced from 6 exons.